UUGACGUUGAGCAGUGUCAAUCCCCUUAGUUAAUUGGUAAAUCUGAAGGUAGAUGCUCAAGUAGAGUUAGUUGGCUAUAGGACUGUGUGGGUAUGUGCCGGUCGGCGGCCGCGGGGCGUUGCCGGCAGUAGAAGUAGGUACCUAUACUACUGACUGACUGACUUUUCCGCGAAACGCCGGCGCUCAAAUUCUUUGCGACUGACGAAUUUCCCAGCUAUUAUUAGGUCCAUUUAGUCGAUGUAGGUACUUGUACUAACAUAACUACUUAUGAAUAUAAUUGUAUGUCUACCCACCUUCAUAAUAAUUACGUGUAACUAGAUACUAAGUAAAGUCUUACCUAAUUGUACCUAACCCAGGUUCGAAAGUAGAUUAAUCUUGGCUAGGAAAUUAGGCCACAGCUGUGUUUACUAGCGAAGGUAAAGGAGGUGGUUUCUUUAUUAUUACCCAAUCGAUUCAGUUUAGGUACCUAAUUGUGAAAAUAAUAAAUAUUGCACAACGUUAAAUAACAGUUGUAGGUAUUGGAAGGUUCAUAGAACUAGGUUUUAGAAAUAAAGUUAGUGACAAGGUUCCCAGAGCUACGAUUGUGCUUUGAAAAAACAGUUGAGAAGAGUUAUGUCAUUUAAUUAGGUAAACAUACGAUACGAUUGUCUAGAAUAAUUUACCGACUUAUUUUGAUAAGUGCCUACUUAUAAAUUUCAAUAAGUGUAUGUAAACAUAGUAUAAAUCUACAUGUACUGAUAUCUUGAACACUCUCUUCGUUUUAAGUGCCUAGGCAAUCUAAUUAUAAUUUAUACCUACUUACCGCUGAGAUUAGGUCACUGCUCUAUUGCACUAAGAUAUACCUAAUAGGUAUUAGUAGCGUAGUUAGUAAUCUAAUCGAUCAAGCGCGGGAAUUCACUCUUGCGAAUAAAAUUUUGUUCUAGCUCGUAACCUAUUAUUUACGAACUUCUUGUUUACCUAAGUUACACCGGUCUCAAAAAUAGUCAAAACACUACACCGGUAAUUAAAUAUGACAGCCUGCAAAACCUGCUAUGCCAUGAAAAGAAAAGUGAUUUUGAACCCGCGGCUGAGAUCACUGGGAUUAAAAACUUACAGGUAAAACUCGGAACAAUUACGUAAACCUUAGAAAAUUUUCGUGGUAGGUAAGUAGGUUCUUUUAUUUUAAAAACUUAGACCUUUUAAGGAUUUCAGUAAGUAUUUACUUAUUUUAUAUUAUUGAAGUCUCGAUGUCGGUAACUUAGUUUCUACAAAAACCCACAGUAAGCGACCUAGGUACUUCACUCGUCGCGAUUGCUGGAAAACGCAAAAUAGCGGGAAAAUGGACUCGUGCCACUGUUAUUCGAUUGGUAAACAUGCAUUUCGCGCCACUCAGCUUGUAAACAAGCACUUUUUGCGGAAUCAUUACCUGACAAGCGCGGAAAAAGUUCGCCGAAAUAGUGAUGGGACGCAGGUAGAAAAGUAAUUGUUGUAGUGGAAAAAAUAAUUGUUAUAGUGGCAAAAAAAGUGGCGGGGGAGGUAAUCGCUCCAGACAAUGCCAGGUUUUAUUUUCAUUGUUGUUAGACAAAAAGGAGGACUGGGCCCAAGGCUAAUGUACUCUUUAAAACUGUUCAGUUUCGCAUUCAGGCAUCAGUCUGGUUUCGGUCUUCGUGUGGGACAGUGCGUACCUACAUCGAUAGGCGAGCUGACUCGAGAUCGGGAUUUGUUAGUAAAUACAGGGGGUCAACACCCCUGUGUUUAAAUUACUUAAAUAAUUUCAAUUAUUUUAGUAAUUUUCUGCGAACUUGGAUUGAACUUAGUGGUUGUGCAAUACAAUAGUGGAUCGAUUGUGUUUGUUGUUUGACGUGUUGUGCGAUUUGGACACUUGUGAUUUUUAGAUCGGUGUGCGUGGUGAUCGCGCGCAUCGUUCCUGUGAUACGAGGCCCCUGUGAUAUCGACGAGUUCGUCUUAGCUUUAAAACAUAGUUAGUCUUUAGUCUUACAAAAUGCUGUCGCCGUUGUUUGACAGUCAAGAGUUUCUGUUCGAGGAGGGAUGGGACAUGACCACCUUCCAGCGGGAGGCGGCGGCGCUGACCGACAUGGCCGAGUUCUGGGCCGACGUGGAGAGCGAGGCGCAGCGCCUGGACAUAGUCCCGCCCGCGGACACCAACAUCACGGAGGACGACAUCGACUGGUCCAUCCGCCUGGAGCCCGAGGAGCACAAGGAGAAGCUGGUGCACCACGACUGCAUGUGGGCCGGCUCGUGCGCAGACUCCGUGCACCCCAGCAACACGUUCGUGGCGGCCGAGCCGGUCGCGCCCAGCACGGGGCGCAGUCUGCUGAAGCGGGAGCGCGCGCCGUCACCCCCGCGGCCGGAGACUCCGCCGUCGCUGGACGAGGACGAGCCCCCGCAGUUCCGCCACGCCGUGGACGUGGCCGGCACCGCGCUGCGCCUGCUGCGGGACUCCGCCGCCGUGGCCGCUGACCACUCCUACACGCUCGCCAAGCCGGCGCCCAAGCACCGCUUCGAAAACCUCGGCGUGCAAACCCCUUCGGAUUCAGAAGAGGAGAUCGACGUGGUGUCUCUCGGCGAGAAAUGCGUGGUGGGCGCGCUGUCUUCAGGACGGUCCGAACAGUUGCCUCGUGUGCCGUCGGCGCUGGACCGCCACAACAUCCAGAACUCCGUGGCGGACGCCAUGACGCCGCGGCCGGCCGCCCGCAAGCGCCUCACGCCGCCGUCCAGCGUGUCCCCGCCGCGCAAGCGCACGCGGGGCGCCGGCCGCCGCGCGCGCCGCUCGCCCACCGACACCGACUCCGACGCCGAGUCGCCCGAGAUCGAGCGCCGCUCGCUACACAACGACAUGGAGCGCAUGCGCCGCAUCGGACUCAAAAACCUCUUCGAUGAGCUCAAAAACCAAAUACCGGCCACGAGAGAUAAGGAGCGCGCGCCCAAAGUCGUGAUACUUCGCGAGGCGGCGUCCCUGUGUCGCCGGCUUCAGGAAGAGGACCUGGAGCGGGAGUACCUCAAGAGACAACAGACCAAGCUGCUCACGAAGCUCCGGAAGCUUAGGUCGCAACUGGCGGCCCGCUACCAGCAUUGAGCGCCAUGCGCGCCGCCGGGGGAUCCCCGCUGUCUCGAGGACGGCUGCUACGAUGUAGCUCGCUUACUCUAACACAAGAGACCACCUCAUGGACAUAGGCUCGAUGUGGCGACGACCUGUCGCCUGCACGGCUAAGACUUGUCGUGGCCGCAUCGGUAUUCAAUAUUGUAUCUAAUAGGUAUUUCGAAAGAAUUCUAUGUCUACGGUGAAGUCAUUAAAAUUGUUGGAGUUUGUUAAAUAAGUCAGCUUUUAUGGCUUACUCUGCUUCUGUGAGAGUGUAUUAUGAUAUGGUAUAGCAUAGCAGAUCGAGGAUAAGCAAUAACGGUAAGUUUGUUUUGCUCAAAACGUUUAAUAGUGCAGUGCCAAAGUGAGCCCUAAAACUGUUGUAAUAAAUCCCUAGGUCUUCAGUAAAAUAUCUUAUUAUUACAGACUGUUCCGUGAAACUAGUAGACUGGUUAUACCUCUUAAAAGUUUUUUGAAUUAUCAAUUAAAAGUAUACAUACAUAGUUGACAUAGCUUACAGAUUUACAUUUACCCAGUGUUGACUUGUCGGAAAUUUGACAUUUGUUGUUUGUUUCGAAAAGAGAACAAGAUUUUUUACUGAACCUUUAAAAAAAGAAAAAAAAAGAAGCAUAUAGCCCAGUGAUGUAAACCAUAUUGAACAAUAAUAGAUUGGUCUGUCACUACUUGAAGUGUUGAUUGUACAUAUUGUUGUAAUAUGGUGAGUAGUGACCAUGUUGUUAGUCCGGGGGGGUGAGGAAGGCUGGAGGAUGCGAGGGGGAGGGGGACGGCCACUGAUAUGUUUUCGGCCGGCUCAAGUCGUGUGGAUCUUCCUGUCACUUCGCCGGUCUAUAGUGAUAUCUUAACUGUUUUUUUAUAUUAAGUUUAAGCUUAGGUUACUUUUGCUUAUGGUUUUCAUAGUGUUUUGUUAUUGUAAAUUUUUAACACCUAAUGUUUCUUUUUUAUAUUUAACUCGAGCAAUUAACUCCAAACUAUGUUUUUAACUGUAAUAAGUUUCAACAUUUACAACGUAAUGGACCAUUUUAAGUGAUUUUAAAGUUAAAAUAUAGAUUCUGUAACUGAAUGAAAUAAUAAUUGUGACAAAAUUAAUGCGAGAAAAUUUAUAUGAUCAUGCCGUCAUGGAUAGCAACUUACAUAAUUAUGCUGAUUGCAUAUAGCAAGUUAGGCUUUUUAUCCUAUUAUUAAUUUAUUCGCCUAUAUAUUGUAUUGGGAAUAAAAUGGACGCAUUAUUAUAUACAAUUUGCACUUCUGCAUUGAAUUUUUAAAUUAUAUACAAACAUUUUAGUUUCCAUUAGUCCAUUGACGUACAGACAUUGAAAGGAAAUAAUCUCAGUGAAUUAUUAUCUGAUAUAUAAAAUAGAAAGACUGUGUAUUUUGAUAAACAUCAAAAUCUAUCUUCCGAGUUUUUUUUAUAAAUACUAAAAAGAUAACCACGUUCAUAGUUCCUCAUAGUACUAAUAGUAAAUUUUGCAUUUUCUUAUUUUUUUACAGUAAGUUAGUAAGUGAAGUGAUGAUUUGUCGGAGUGAGACAUCGAACGUAGAGAUUGAUGUUGUAUCAAACACGGUUUCAGCCCAGUGGCUUCAUUGUGUCAGGAAUGUGCCUUGCGAUGUACAUAUUCUAGUUAAAUAGGUUUAAACUCGAAUUAGUUGCAAGAAAAUAUUUUUUUUGUGAGAUAUAAUAUUGUCUUAGUAAGGAUAGGCAUUGUUCGUAACGAAGAGGGGACUCGAGGGUUAAAUAUCCUGUUAAAGAUUUGCAGUUUAUCUUCCAUUAGAGUUAAUGUACAUAUAGGAAAUUGAGUUAGCAUAGAGAUAUUCGUCAUCAUUUUUUUUAUAAAAAAGCGUUUUUUUUUCUAGUAAUUGUUUAGUUUUUUUUGUAACUGGAGAAUAACUGAAUUCUCGAAUGUUGUACCUGCAUUUAUUUUUUUUGUUAAUCUUAACUUGACAUAAAUAAUGAUGUUGAUUUAGUUUUUGUCAGAAGUGAAAGUUUCGUUUAGUUGAUAGCUACGAUUAUGGGUAACCAUGUUAAAAUUUGGAUAUAAUAUUCACAUAAGAUAUAGUCAGUAGAAUGUAAUGGUUAAAGUAUAGGAAACGAUAGCUUUAUAUUCGAUAGACACAGAGUGAAAUAAUAAUAAAACAUGAAAAAAUAUUAAUUGAUUGGCACAUUUUUGUGACAAGGCACAUUUCCAACACUGCCAAAUUAUAAAAUAGAAAUUGUCGAAAAUUUUACAUAGCAACUUGGUUUGUAAAUUUUAAGUCAUGUUAUAGAAUAAUUUUUAUUACUUUUCUUGUAUAGUAUCCGUUAAGAAUUAACAUCUAACUGUAGUUGACUGAUUACGAGCCGGUGGCCUAUGAGGGCUGAUGAUGAUGUGAAUAUUUUUGGGUUGUUCAAUGGAUUGAAGUUAGUUGUGAUUGGAGGCUCGUGAUUGGCCGGCUAGGGUUGUUCCGGGCCGCUACAAAGAGUGCACGGUGCAUCUUGGAUUCCGCCUACUUUUGACAGUGCACUUUGCAAUUUUUGAAGCGGCUGUAUUAUACUACUUAGAUUUUGUGUAACUUGUCUGAUUUUGGAUACUAUAAGAAAUUUAAGAAAG
Molecule: messenger RNA, 5685 nt
Organism: Plutella xylostella (diamondback moth)
Lineage: Eukaryota; Metazoa; Arthropoda; Insecta; Lepidoptera; Plutellidae
Gene: Myc
Product: bHLH transcription factor Myc
Biological process (GO): regulation of DNA-templated transcription
Molecular function (GO): DNA-binding transcription factor activity; protein dimerization activity
Source: RefSeq, a predicted model, not a curated record